GCCGAAGCCAGGUGGGACGCGUUGACAGGCAAAAACUACAGUUGUCAGUGUCAGCAGAUCCUCUUCCCUCUGAAGUGAAGCCUGCAGACAGUAACGUGUUCAUCCUGCGUUCACAGGCAGGAUGAGUGUUGGGUUCAUAGGUGCAGGCCAGCUGGCACAUGCUCUGGUCAGAGGCUUCACAGCUGCAGGUGUGAUUGCGACCCACAGAAUUACAGCCAGUUCUCCAGACACUGAUCUUCCCUCAGCACAGCAGCUGCGGAAAAUGGGAGUGAGUUUGACCACCAGCAACAAGGAGACGGUGAGCAGAAGCGACGUGCUCUUCCUGGGCGUGAAGCCCCACAUCAUUCCUUUUGUGCUGGAUGAGAUCGGACCAGAUAUUGAAGACCGUCACCUCAUAGUGUCGUGUGCUGCCGGGGUCACCAUCAGCUCUAUAGAGAAGAAGCUGGAGCAGUAUCGCACUGCGCCGAAGGUGAUGCGCUGCAUGACCAACACGCCGGUGGUGGUGCGUGAGGGCGCCACGGUCUACGCCACCGGCACCCAUGCCCAGGUGGAGGACGGGAGGCUCCUGGAGCAGCUGAUGGCCAGCGUGGGCUACUGCAUCGAGGUGGAGGAGGACCUGAUCGACGCCGUGACCGGCCUGAGCGGCAGCGGCCCCGCUUACGCAUUCACAGCCGUAGACGCUCUGGCUGACGGUGGAGUGAAAAUGGGCCUGCCGAGGAGACUGGCUGUACGGCUCGGAGCUCAGGCCCUGCUGGGGGCGGCUCGGAUGCUGCUGGACUCGGAGCAGCACCCCGGGCAGCUCAAGGACAACGUGUGCUCACCAGGGGGCGCCACCAUCCACGCCCUGCAUGUGAUGGAGAGUGGGGGCUUCCGCAGCCUCCUCAUCAAUGCUGUGGAGGCCUCCUGUGUUCGGACCAGGGAACUUCAGUUUUUGGCCGACCAGGAGAAGAUUUCCCCUGCUGCCAUAAAGAAGACGACCCUGGACCAAGUGCUGCAGCAGCCGGGAGUGACUGCAGAGUCUGUGGGAGUCAGAUCUCACGGGAUCAGCCUCUUCAACCGAGGUCCCACCACCAAAAAGAACUGAACUUUUCUUUUUUCUUACAUUUGCAGGGAAAACCAGAAGCUUACUGUGAAUUGAAACAUCUCCAAUGUUUCUGUACUUUUUACCAAAACAAAAAUACUUUAUUUUUAUAAUAAGCUUUUUUUGUUGGGUCAGGUCAUACAAUGUUUCUUUAUUUUCUUCUUUUAUAUCAUUUUACGUGAGGGUUUUUCAAAAUGAGAGGAUGAGUCCUGUACAAAAGUGCAUCACAGUGUAAAGACACAGAGACAGACAACUACAAACAUCACAUUGACCUGUAGGUACAAAUUGGAGUCAGCAAUUAACGUUACAUGCAUGGAGUUUCCAGAGGAAACCAGGGCAGAAAUCAGAAACACAGAAUUACAAAAAUCAAGAAAAACAUUCAAAAAGUCAUUAAACUGCUCUUCUUCUGAAAUUAUAUAACGUUGAAAAAAAAAAUCACACGAUGUAAGUAAGUGAAAAGAGAAAGAGCACUGUUAUUUAGAAACCUUGGACAGAUG
This is a messenger RNA of Salarias fasciatus (jewelled blenny), 1578 nucleotides long. Its product is annotated as pyrroline-5-carboxylate reductase 1, mitochondrial-like. Gene Ontology annotation, biological process: L-proline biosynthetic process. Gene Ontology annotation, molecular function: pyrroline-5-carboxylate reductase activity. The record is from RefSeq and is a predicted model, not a curated record. The coding region runs from base 122 to 1084 and encodes 320 amino acids. Lineage: Eukaryota; Metazoa; Chordata; Actinopteri; Blenniiformes; Blenniidae. The transcript is spliced from 8 exons.